CUGUGUAAAAAGGUGCAAGAGAGGGCGGAGGAGUGUUUGGAGCUGCCUGUUGAACUCUAUUCCCGGUCUCAUCUGACCUCUAACCCCUGUCUCUAAGCGAUGGGGACGGGAUGAUGGCGGCUCGGGCCCUGAGUCGGGAGGAGGUGAACGAUAUAGUGGCUCUGGCUCUGCGCUCCGGUCUCACUGAGCGCGACAUUGCGCAGCUGCCGUCGGUGCAGAAGUUGCUGGGAGGCCGGGGCCGGGGCAGGGGCCGGGGCCGCCCCUCGUCGCCGUGCCACGGGCUGGUGCCGCUCCUGGCGCUGCUCCUGCUGCUGCUGGGCCUGGGCGGCCCGCUCCGCCGCUCGGCCUUCAGCCUGUGGUUCCGGCUACACGGUUCCUCAGUGGAGAACGAGAUCUGCGUCUUGGGCUUCUCCGACUUCCCCAACCCCUUCCGCCGCCCCUUGGACUGCCGCGUUUGCAGCAAUAUCACCGCCGUCGACAGGAAGAGCAACCUCAGCCAUGAGGAGUUUCUGCGGGCCUACGCCUACUCCAUGCAGCCGGUGGUGGUGGAGGACGGUCAGAGGAACUGGUCAGCCAGGGAAGUCUUCAGCUUCGAGUUCUUCUCCCAGAUCUACAGUAGCGGCAGCAGCGCCUUGGACAACAGCGGCAGUGAAUGUCAGUUCUUCCCCUACGACACGGAGUUUCACAAUUUAAGAGAUGUUUUCGGGAUGGAGGCCGGUCGCGCUGGCAUGCACAGCAAUGCCAAGCCUUGGUAUAUUGGGUGGAGUAACUGUGAUUCCAGUGCAGCUAGUAUUUUGAGGCAGCACUACAAGCGGCCAUAUUUUAUCCCAGCUAUCUCUGAAUCAAGCAAAAUGGACUGGAUAUUCAUGGGAGUGCCCGGGCAUGGAGCCCGUAUGCAUAUUGAUGAUGUAGAUAAUCCAUCCUGGCAGGCCCAAAUCAGGGGCAUCAAGCACUGGAAGCUGGAACCCCCUGCAGAAUGCUACUAUGAAUGCUCUUCACUGGAAGCCAUUGUGUACCCUGGACAAAUAAUUGUGUUGGACACAAAUAAAUGGUUUCACGAAACUCACAUUUUGGGAGAAGAACUCAGUAUUACAAUUGGUUCAGAAUAUGACUGAACUCUGCAAGGUUAAACCUCAGAAAAAGAAACACGGCGCCAAAUUGUUACGGCAUUAAAAGAACAUUGGAUAAAGGCUGCAGAAUUCUGUGUGCAUUGGAUAACAAUUCACAUCACCUCAAAUGGUGAUGAACAGAAAUGACUAUUGUGCUCUCAGCUUGAGGUCUUUUUAAGAAUGUUCAUUGGGAGUUCAAGGAUAUAAACAUUACUUCUGCAUAAAGACAGACUGGAACCAAAGUGUCAAUAUUUUCUGGGAAUCCUCACAAAGGCAGUGCUCCAACCAAAUUCAAUUCUAGUUAUCAAAAUGUUACCUUAUUUUCUCUGACUUAAAAUCCUGCUGGAUGGUUUGAACAGUUUAAUGGAUUGGAAUUGUUUCUCUUGUUUACCUGUAGCUGCUAUAUUCUUGCAGUUAACAUAUUCAGUAGCUUUCUCCUGAAGACAAACAGUUCUCUUUAAUCCUCUGUUCCUGCCAUGUUCUCAUAACCCAGAUGAAAAGUGAUUUAUCUUUUUCCAGCUUUGGUUUACAGUGAGUUUAUAGUCUCCAGAUCAUCAUUUCAUCUUAAAAGGAAGUUUCAAAUUAGCCUGAUAGGAUUAAAAAGAAAAGCAUUUUUGUCACACUUUCCUCUUUGUAACAGCUAUAUUGAAAUUGAAAGGUGGCAAAUGUGAAUACUUCAGGUAUUUUCAUGAUCAACUUUACAAUUGGAGUUAACCUAUCAAAAUAUUUGUAACUCAAUUUUAGAAAUAUAUGUGAAUGUGAAGCCAGAUUUUACUCAGUAGGUACAAUUGAAGUUAUGCAAUAAUGGAAAAACUAAAGACACUAGCAUUACACCAAGUACAUAUACUUUGCACACCCUGAGAGAUGAGUUAUGUGACUCACUGGAUCAACUGGAUAUUGUGGCACAGUCUUAAGGUCCCAGGUUUGAGUGUUCACUGAAGUAGAGUUGGUGACUUAUGGCAUUAUCCUAUGCUUUUUUAAAAAAAGUAACAUCUACAUUAAUUGUCAGGUUUGGAUGGUAUCCUCAAAACACAGUCAUUUCAGAUUUGCUUGGGAUCUCCUUGCUAGAUUCUGUAAUGUCUGACUUUGUUUUAUAGAAUAACUUUAUAUAAAGGAGUUUUUAUUCACCUUUGUAUUUACUGUUACUUUGUAAAUAGUGCAUUUUUAAGUACACCAAGUUCAAAUUAAAGGAGGCUGAAUAACUUAACAGGAAAGGAAAAUGUUGGAAAUCGACAUCAUGCAGCAUCUUUGGAGAAACGAUUAAUAUUUUACACUAAUAUUAGUUCAUCAGAACUUUAAAUUGCAGAGUGUUAAUCUUAUUUGCACUUUACUCUCUAAAUACCUUGGGUUUAUUUUACAGGAAUGACAUUCCAGUUACUACCAUGUUUAUAAUGGAUAUGUGGUUUAAAGGUUUACUGUUGUUAGAAAUUAAAAUAAUUAUCUUGAUAUGCAAUAUUCAUGUCUAUUGGCACAUUAGUUUCAUAAGUUACUUAUAAUCCAUGUAAGAUAUGUGGAAAUAAAGUAUUUCUUUGAUAAUUGGUA
Molecule: messenger RNA, 2651 nt
Organism: Hypanus sabinus (Atlantic stingray)
Lineage: Eukaryota; Metazoa; Chordata; Chondrichthyes; Myliobatiformes; Dasyatidae
Exons: 4
Coding region: 111-1115 (334 amino acids)
Source: RefSeq, a predicted model, not a curated record